AUGGAAGGGCUAAAUAUGAGUUGGAAUGCACACGAGAGAGUCGAUCUAAUGAUCGUAAUCGGACUAAUGCUCCCAGCAAUCGGAUGUCUUGGCUUGAUUGGAAAUACACUCUCGGCUUUCACCUACUCACGGAGGGAAAUGAUUUCAAGUUUGAAUGUAUACCUCUUCGCUCUGGCUUGCUCGGAUAUUGUUAUAAUUCUUACUGCCUUCUUCCUUUUCUUCCUGGAAAACAUGAGAAAGCGAUCCGAAUGGGCAACCUACUACUUCGCAGUCCUAUCACCGGUGAUGUUCCCUUUGGGACUCACGGCUCAGACAAUAUCGGUCUUCAUAACAGUUGCCUCGGCGUUCGAUUGUCUUGUUUUGGUAGCGGCUAGUGAUAAGUUCAAGAGCAAGUUCUGUUCGGUCAACACCUCCAUAAUCGUUAUUGUCAAGAUUCUCCUCUUGGGAGCGCUGUACAACUCUCCACACAUGUACGAGAUCUACGUCAUUGAUUGCUGGAGUACUAUGUAUAACACUGCUUCGAAGGAUGUGUGUCCUACAGCUCUCCGGGCUGAUGAGGAUUACGUACGAAUCUACUACGUGUACAUGUAUACCAUCGUAAUGGCUGUCGGUCCCGUUUUUCUUCUUGUCAUCAUCAACUCUGCAAUUGUGAUUAGUAUGCGACGGUCCUCUUCCCCGAACAGCGAAUCUGACAUCAUCACACUGGUGUUGGUGGUAUGCCUGUUCAUCUCAUGUAAUGUCUUGCCACUCACUGUUAACUUCUUGGAGCUACUUUUCGGAAUCAUCAACAGUUAUCUUAUUGAUCUGUCCAAUUUGAUGGUGGUCGUCAACUCGUCGUGCAAUUUUUUGAUCUACUACACAUUUGGCUCGAAUUUCCGUCGUACACUCCGUCAUUAUCUCAGGAAUGCGUUCAACUUUAAUGCUCCAAUUCAACUCGCUAACAAUCGUACACCACCAAGGGUCAAAAUGUGUCUUCCUCCAACCGAGUGUUGCAAUCAAGGAGACCCGAGCCCAAAUCAGCCAUGUAUGACCUACGACAGUUCUAUGAUGGCUGCGACUCUUGAUGAGGCAAUGUUCACAUUUCCAAAUCUGGCAAGUCCAGAUCAAUCGACAUUGUUCAAGCCGUCUAGUGGUUACGGAGGAGCUGGAGAAGGAUCAGAGAAAGUGAAUCCUAACCCAGUGAGUGUUGGAGACCAGAACGAGGAUACAAUGAUGCCAAUGGCUUCAGUGGCAUCUGGACCAUCUGUAAUGACCACCAAAGUCUCAAUAGCUGCAUAUGGAGCUGGGACGCCACUAGGCUCGUCGAUGAAUGGCGAAUGUCCUACUUAUGCGUGCAUGAGUUGUAAAAUGGCACUUUUGAAUGGAUUCCUGGCUAAUCCAAACAUCGGGGCCGCUGAUAACGCAACAAUGACAGCGCAAAGAAAUGCACUGGCGCAGAGACUGGGCACCACACAAGGCUCAUGUGACCAGAAUUCCAGAAAGAAGAGAUUUUCGGAGGGCUACUCUCAUGUUAACAAACACAAACUGAAGAAGCGUCUUGCAAAACGAUUCGUCCUAAUGAACACCACUCCCGACCCAAUGAGCGAUGAUGAAUUAGAUAAUAACUCGAUUGAUGAAAAUGUGUCGACAGAUUCAGGAAAUAAUGAUUCAAAUGGGGCCAAGAACAAGCCGCCAGUUCUUGGCGUCGUCACAGGCCUCGGUUGUCAGUACCGUCGAGGAGAAGCCCUUGAAACCAAUUCAGAGUGGUGUGGUUUGUGCAAUUUGUGUUGGCAAUGGAGAAAACUUCCGUCUGACUACUACCCCAACUAUUUGAAUGAGGUCAAUUGCGACCACAACGACGAUGGAUGUCUCUCAGGAUUCGGAGAAUGCAAGCCAAUUCUGCGGCCGAUCAAUGUGAUGAGAAAAAAAGGUGACGAAUGGGUGAAGGAGUCGAUUGACACGACGACCGCGUGCGAGUGUCAAGUCGAAAUUGGAUCUUCUCUUCAUGGAUUGGUCGUCAAAUGA
This is a messenger RNA of Caenorhabditis briggsae, 2004 nucleotides long. RefSeq names its product Protein CBR-FRPR-1 (gene Cbr-frpr-1). The transcript is spliced from 13 exons. Bases 1 to 2004 code for a protein of 667 amino acids. The record is from RefSeq and is a predicted model, not a curated record. Gene Ontology annotation, biological process: G protein-coupled receptor signaling pathway. Gene Ontology annotation, molecular function: G protein-coupled receptor activity. Gene Ontology annotation, cellular component: membrane. Lineage: Eukaryota; Metazoa; Nematoda; Chromadorea; Rhabditida; Rhabditidae.